GUCAAUAUACUUAAUAAGGAGCUUUGUUAUAAUUGUGCUGAAGCAAGGCGUGUGACGUCAUCGGUUGCUCCGGCAACAGUAAACAACAAUAUGGAGAAAGGUGCUUCAAUCAUGAUGCUCGUCGCUACCAACCAGAUGUCCACACUUUCUGAUGUUGGUGCCGUUAUCCUGGCAUUUGGGUAAAGCAGCUGGUAAUGCCCAGCAGACUUUCACCGCUACGACUGACAGCAAAUUAACCGUGGCUUCCCGCCACACCCUCUUGUACUGUCUUCUUCUCUUUGAGUGAAAGUUAUUGUAAAUAUUCUUAAUUUUUUUUUGUAUCUGUUAAGAUGCCUAUUCAUGUCUCUGACUACACUUGGCAACAAACCCAUGACAAAAUCAUUUUGUCACUUGAUCUUCAUCACACAAGUCCUAAGAAUGUGGACAUAGUGACAACCAACUCCUACCUCAAGGUGAGUUUUUUGCCAUAUAUAUUUGAAGCAUUUUUGUGCCAUAUGAUAAAUGCAGACCAGAGUACAGCUAGAAUAGCGAAGGGCCGGGUUGAAUUUGAUCUGGCUAAGGAAAACAAGGUGCACUGGAGUAAUUUCUGCCUGAAGCUUAACCGAGAAGAGAUGCAAAUCAAAAGGCAAGAAGCUAUCAAGGAUGUUGAAGAGAAACAAAAGAAAAAGGAAGAACUAAGAAAAGAGGAGCGUACUCUCCGUGAAAGAUUUGCUGUGGCCCAGCAGAUUUCAGAAGAUGAUAAGACAAGAGAAGAGCGUAACAAAUUAAUUGAAAAAGAGAAAAUAGAGUUCUUUAGUCAGUCCAUUAAAAACAACCCUCAGAAGGAUGAAGCACAAGAUACGGCAAAACCUGAUCUUCGUCAUCGAGUAAGUAGCACCUGCUCAGAAGAUGGCGCAUGUAUUGUGCAGGAGGUGGAUUAUGAUGGUGAUGGCGAGGACAGCCUUUAUUAUUCGUCAACAGAGAAUCUUCAUCUGAAGAUUGGUAAAGUGAAGAUUGAUAACACUGAGAAUGUAAAUCGAAAGCAGCGUAAAUCUAGCUCAAUUCGCAAGGCAGAAUUCAAAGACAAGGAAGGGAAAAAGAAAGACGAUAGGAAAAAAGUUCCUGUUAUGCCACCGGUACGACAAAAUUGCACUAUUAAAGUGAAGUACACACCCAGAGUCUUUCCAAGUCCAAGCCGAGAGUCGACUCAAGCAGAAGAACAACAGUGGCUCAUGUCUCAGUCAAGCAAUUCGUCCUCUGCAGAGGAUGGCAACUCUGAACGCAAUGAGGAAUACUACAAGAAUAAAGCAGUAUCUCUGUUUGGCAAUGGAGAUUACAGUGGGUGUGUCAAUGCAUGCACAGAAGCACUGAAAAUAAAUCCGACCAUGCCUUCACUGUAUAGUAAUCGAGCAGCUGGUAAUUUGGCACUUGAUAACUUGCACCACACUGUCAAUGAUUGCACAAAGGCUCUCGAGUUGCUAACUCCAAUAACUGAGGACAAUGGCAAGUCACGCCUUCUUUGUCAUAUCCGCCGAGGCACAGCAUUUGUUCGUCUUGGCCUUUUAUCUGAAGGUUUAGCAGAUUACCAGGCAGCAAAACAGAUCAGUCCAGAGAACAAAAGCCUACAAAAAGAUGUGGAAAGGAUACAAUCUAUGGUAGCAACUUGUGCAGACAUGGGAGAUUCAGAUGGUGACAGUGGCUGUGAUGAUGGAGUCAAGGCAUGAAGACUGCAGCUUGGGUUCUUAAUUUUUUAUAAUAAAUGUUAUAAAUUAUAUAUAUAAAGUGAUAAUGAAUGCUGUGAUGGCAUUUGCUGCCAAAAAUAUAACUAGUUAAUUCAAGCUAUUCUCUUUAUUUUAUAAUUUUGUAAAUUGCCAGUUGUAUAUAAAGAUCCUCUACCUCAUAGGUUUUAUAUAUCUGGAACAUAUUCCUGAAAUGUAGUGUUAUCCAUGAGGCAUCUCACUCUUAAAGAAUAUGAGUGCAGAACAUACUAUGACAGUGGAUCUGUUAGCAGCAAUACCCAAGCAAGACCUACACUUGGGUGCUUGAUCUUCCAUUGAUGAAUCCUCACUUGCCAAGUGUUAAAUGUAAUUUUGUAAAUUUUGUCGUUAUUCAAAUUUAAAUUGUUUAAUUUCUCGUUUUCCUCUUGUGCCUUUUCCUGUAUCAGGUGUACUCGAGUCAGUAGUUUCUGGGGCAGAUUUGUUUAUUGCUACAUAUUUUUACUUUUUAUAGUACUGUAUUCAGAUAUGAUAUUAUUGGAUUGCCUAGGCAUUAUGAUAUUGAAGUUGAACUAUUGACUUAGUGAUGAAUAACAUGUUCAAGUGUUAAUCUCCAAACUUUAUUUUAUGCUUCCUAUAAUAUUGUCAAUGUCUUUUAGUAAAUUUUGUUGUUACUUUCUAUCUCUGGUUUUGAUGCCUUGUUCCCUUAAGCUAUUUUAUAUUUGAGGGUGGGUGUCUGCAUGCUGGUACAGUAUAGUCUUCCCCAUAUUUUCAUUAUGUAGCAAAAGCUUUAUAUACAAGAUUUAAUGAAUGGAAAUUUUUAAUCCAAUAAUUUUUUGUAUGGAGUUGUGUAUAACUGUUUGCCAUAUUUUUUUUGGCUCGCCUAAAUUAUGUGUUUCUGUAAAUGAUAAAUGAAUUGUCUAAAGGAGAGAGAUGCUUAGGCACAGUUAUGGUAGGCCUCAUGUGAAACCCCUAAGGAAGAUCAUUUUGAAUUGACUGUCUUGUGAACACAGUAAACUGUCACCAUGAACUGCAA
This is a messenger RNA of Procambarus clarkii (red swamp crayfish), 2730 nucleotides long. RefSeq names its product Dynein axonemal assembly factor 4 (gene Dnaaf4). Gene Ontology annotation, molecular function: protein binding. The record is from RefSeq and is a predicted model, not a curated record. Lineage: Eukaryota; Metazoa; Arthropoda; Malacostraca; Decapoda; Cambaridae. Gene Ontology annotation, biological process: inner dynein arm assembly; cilium movement; outer dynein arm assembly.